ACUGUGGUGGAAAAUUACUCUGCAAUUCAUGUGCGUGCGUAAGAAAGAAGGAGAGAGAGAGAGAGAGGACGAGAGAGCGAGAAGACGAAGGAAAGUGGAUGAAAUGGUCAGCAUAAAAGAAAGUCCAGAAAUAAAGUUGUCAGAGAAGCACGGCGAGAGAUGUUAAAGGUGCUUUGGUGAUCGGGGUGCUUAGUCAGGGCCUGGAUAUGGAGAGUCUCACACCUGAGAAUCACAGACGCUUCCACUGGAGCGGAUGGAGGAACUUGCUGCUACCGCAGUUGAACAGACGCUCGCUUCAUGUCUACGGCAGUGAGGUGGCUGUGGAGAAGGAGUGCAUUAGACAGAAACAAGAGGGUGUAUUUGUCAUUCAUCCCUUCAGUUCUUUAAGGAGUUACUACAUCAUGUGUAUGGUGGCCAUAACAUUCCUGAAUCUAAUUGGCAUUCCAAUGGAAAUUGCCUUUUUAGACGGAAACAGCGGAGUUGGGUGGGAAGGCUUUAAUGUCUUCUCGGACACUCUGUUUCUUAUUGACGUAGGGCUUAACUUUCGCAUGGGUAUCAUUACCGAGGACAGCGAGGGAGCCAUUCUUGAUCUGAAGAGCAUUCGACAACACUAUUUAAAGAGCUGGUUUGUACCUGAUAUGGUGGCAGCAUUCCCAGUUGGAUACAUAUUACUAUUUGCGGGUCUGCAGUACCGUGGUGACUCUCCAUCAUCCAGAGCAAACAAAAUGAUGCGCAUCCUGAUGUUCGUGAGAAUCCUCAGUCUUGUCCGUCUGCUGCGUGUGUCCCGUCUUGUUCGGUUUUUCAAUGAGGUGGAGAAAGUUUCAAAUGCUAACCUGGAAGUGAUGAGGUUAUUCCUGCGGAUCUUGUCUUUAUUUAUGAUGAUUUUCCUCCUGUGUCAUUGGAACGGCUGUAUUCAGUAUUUUGUACCUAUGCUUGAAGAGUUCCCGUCGGACUGCUGGGUUAGAAGAGAGAAAUUAAUGAAUGCCACCGUGGGGGAGAAGUAUUCUUUUGGAGUUUUCCGGGCCCUCUCUCAUAUGACUGCAAUAUCAUAUGGUUCCUCUGACACACCAACAAAUGAUGUUGAGCUAUGGAUCGUCAUGACCAGCAUUGUGUCUGGUGCAAUCAUGUACACUGUUAUGGUCGCCAACACCGCUGCUUUGAUGACUGAUGUGGACAUUACAGCAAAAGCUUAUAAAAACAAGAUGAAUCAUCUGGAAGAUUAUAUGACUUUUAUGAAGCUUCCCAAAGCCCUGCGUAUGCGCAUAAACAGCUACUACCAGUCCCGUUAUGCAGGAAAAUGGUACGAUGAGAAGGAUGUCCUGAAGUGGGUGUCCUCAUCUCUCAGAGAGGAAAUUUUGAUCAACAUGUGCUCGGACCUUGUGAGAAAAGUUCCUAUUUUCCAAAAACGUGAUAUAAACUUCAUCAGUAGCAUUCUGCAGGAGCUUCAGUAUGAGGUCUACCAGGAUGGUGACUUUAUCAUCUGUGAGGAUGCUCCUGGUGACCGCAUGUUCUUCAUUGAACGCGGCCAGGUCCUUGAGAAGAAUCAAUUUUUCCAGAGGGAACUGUGUGAUGGAGACUAUUUUGGAGAGUCGUGUCUCCUAACCAAAGAAAAGCAUUUGGCCACGGUACACGCUCAGACCACCUGCCAGCUCUUUUCCUUGUCAGUGGGUCACUUUCAACGCAUCCUGAAGGACUAUCCUGAGAUCAAGAGGGACCUGGAGUCAUCUCAACAGGAUAAAGACCUUCUGUUAUGA
This is a messenger RNA of Paramisgurnus dabryanus, 1754 nucleotides long. Its product is annotated as potassium/sodium hyperpolarization-activated cyclic nucleotide-gated channel 1-like. Lineage: Eukaryota; Metazoa; Chordata; Actinopteri; Cypriniformes; Cobitidae. The record is from RefSeq and is a predicted model, not a curated record. Gene Ontology annotation, biological process: potassium ion transmembrane transport; regulation of membrane depolarization; sodium ion transmembrane transport. Gene Ontology annotation, cellular component: HCN channel complex; axon; dendrite. Gene Ontology annotation, molecular function: voltage-gated potassium channel activity.